Molecule: messenger RNA, 6568 nt
Organism: Solanum tuberosum (potato)
Lineage: Eukaryota; Viridiplantae; Streptophyta; Magnoliopsida; Solanales; Solanaceae
Product: pentatricopeptide repeat-containing protein At5g62370
Exons: 7
Coding region: 203-3145 (980 amino acids)
Molecular function (GO): protein binding
Source: RefSeq, a predicted model, not a curated record
UUAAAAGAGUGACCUAAAACAAGGCAUUUGUGCAGAGGGCACCGGUUUGAAUAAUUUGCUGCCCCGCAGACAAAAGGAAGACUGACAUUGAAGAGGCUGUUAGCUCUCUCUCUACCGUCAUAUAUAUGCUCAAAAAUACAAUCAUAAGGACCUGCCGCCGGUGGUCCUCUCAGUUCCUGACAACGCCAUUCUCCACUCUAGAAUGACCAAGCAUAGACUUGGACUGCACACUCGCUCGUGCUUCCAUCUCUCAAGAACAAAGAGACCUUUAACUACUUCCCCUUUACCUUCGGAAGCAAUAUCAUGUGUUCACACUUCCCCAGUUAAUCACAAGACCUUGUGUUUUUCACUUGCAGACAAUUUAAUAGUUCGUGGGUUGUUCGAUUCAGCUGAGAAAGUAAUUCGGAGAAUCAUCAAGCAUUCCUCAUCAGUUUCUGAAGCUAUCUCUGCUGUUGAAUUUUCUAUUUCUCGUGGAGUUGAGCCUGAUGCAACUAGCUAUGCUUUUCUCUUUCGGCAACUUGUGACAUCUAGAGAAACCCUGAAGGCUGAGGCUCUCUAUGUAGAUUGCAUUUUGAACAGAGGUAUUGAGCCGAAUCAUUCUGUAUUGAAUUCCAUGGCGAUUUGUUAUUGUAAUUUGGGUAAAUUGGAGGAAGCUAAGUUGCUUUUUGAUAAACUUGUGGAUAAGAAGUUGUUGCCUUGUAGUAGCACGUGUAAUGAGCUUAUUAAGGGAUUUUGUGGCCAAGAUAGAAUCUUGGAUGGAUUUGAUGUUUUUGUUGAAGCUAUUAAUUCAGAGGUAUUACUGGCUUUCAGUUGUUACAAUAAGUUAGUGGAUGGUUUGUGCUUCCGUGGGUACUUAGAUGAAGCACUCUAUGUGUUUGACGAAAUGUGUGAUAGAGGGGUACCACCCACAGUUCAUUUGUUUAAAACAUUGAUUCUUUCGUUGUCUAAGAGAGGCAGAGUUGAGGAAGCGCAAUUGUUGAGCAUGGAUAUGGAAUCUUAUGGUUUUGUUUUGGAUAAAGUAAUGUACACGACUCUCAUCAACGGUUAUUCCAAGAUCCAGAAAAUGAAAACGGCUAUGAUGUUAUUUCUCAGAAUGCGUAAGUUAGGCUGUGAACCGGAUAAGUAUACUUACAACACGCUGAUCAAUGGGUUUAUAAACUUGGGCAUGUUCGACAAGGGUUGGAUGCUGAAUCAGCAGAUGGUUGAAUUUGGAUUAGAACCUGAUGCGGUAAGUUACCAAAUCAUGAUUGCCAAGUAUUGCAAGGACCAUAAAGUUGAUUGCGCAUUGACGCUAUUGAAUGACAUUAAUCAGUGCAACGUUCCUCCCAGUGUUCACUCUUAUACUGCUUUGAUCUCUGCACUUUAUAAAGAGAAUCGGUUAGCUGAAGUAGAUGACUUAUACAGGAAGAUGUUGUACACUGGAUUGGUUCCUGACCAUGUUCUGUUUUUUACCUUGAUCAGCAAUCAUCCAAGAGGGUCAGAGAUUAGUCUAGCAUGCACAUUUUUGCGGGCUAUUGCCAAGAACGGUUGUGGUAUUGACCUCUCUUACAUCCCUAGCCCUACCAGUCGUAAAGUUACUACAGAUAUCAUGCUUGAUAUUGAUCGUCUCUUGGGAGAAAUUGUGGCAAGAAACUUACCUCUGGCUAGUGUUGCUUUCAAUAUAUAUAUGAUUGCUUUGUGUCUAGGAGGAGAACUUGAUUCUGCUCAGCUUUGCAUGGAUAAGAUGUCAAGCCUUUCUCUUCAGCCUUCACUGUCAGCUUAUAAUUCCAUGAUCAAGUGCCUUUACCAAAAGGGACUACAUGAGGAUGCCAAGUUCCUUGUUGAAGUUAUGCAAGAUCAAGGUCAAGUUCCAAAUCAAGCAACAUUCUUGAUUAUGGUAAAUGAAUACUGUAAACAGGGUGACAUACAAUCAGCAUUAGAAGUUUUGGACCAAAUGGAAGAGAGUGGAUUGAAGCCUAGUGUUGCUAUAUAUGACUCCGUCAUUGGGUGUUUGGGUAGAGAAAAGAGAAUAGACGAGGCCCUUGGAGUUUUCCGGAGAAUGCUCGAGGCUGGAAUUUAUCCUGAUAAAAUUUUGUUUGUGACAAUGAUUAAUGCUCUAUCAAGAAAUGGGCAAGCUAUUCAGGCCCAUGAGCUCUUCAUUACAAUGUUGGAAGAUGGAGUUCAACCAAGCCACUAUGCUUAUACUGCUCUUAUAAAUGGGUUGGUUAAGAAAAACAUGAUAGAAAAGGGCUGUGUAUACCUCAAGCAAAUGAUAGAAGAGGGUUUCAUGCCAAAUACUGUUCUUUAUACUUCUCUUAUAAAACAAUUCUUAAGGAAGAGACAGUUUGAAUUCGCACUUAAGUUGGUUGAUUUGAUGGAAAGAAGUGAGAUUGAGCGAGACUUGGUAACUUAUAUUACUUUGGUCAGUGGCGUUUCUAGAAAUAUUAGGUCAGUCGAUGGGAAAGGGCUUGUUCCACAGAGACGGUAUGAAGAAUCUAAGGAAAUGUUGUUCCGCCUACUUCAUCAGAGUGCUAUGUUGCCUAAGGAAAAAUGUUUGAAAAUCUCAGUUAGCUCUCAGGAACAAAUAAAAUUUCUUGCACUUCGGCUGAUAAAUAAAGUGAAGGCCACUCCCCUAAUGCCAAAUUUGUACUUAUAUAAUGGCAUAAUUUCUGGGUUUUGUUGGGCAGAGAGUAUGGAAGAUGCAUACAAGCACCUUCAUACGAUGCAAAAUGAAGGCAUCCAACCAAAUCAAGUUACUUUUACUAUUCUAAUUGAUGGGCAUUUCCGAAGUGGUGAAAUUAAUUGUGCUGUUAGUCUUUUCAACAGAAUGAAUGCACAGGGUUGUCCUCCAGAUAACAUCGUCUACAACACUUUAAUUAGAGGUCUAUGCAGGCACGGAAGGCUCGUGGAUGCUCUAUCACUCUCAUACACUAUGCUCAAAAAAGGAUUGGCCCCUUCUAAGGCAUCAUAUGAAAGUCUUCUCAGUUCUCUUUGUGCUAGUAAUUGGAGAGUUCAUGCACUGAAGAUAUGUCACGAUAUGCUUGCCAAUAAAUAUGUCCCUUGUGGCCAUAAUCUUAAAUUGUUGAUUUGUAUACUGGGUGAAGAAAAUAAGUGGCACGAAGCUCGUUUUAUGUAUGAUUUGCUUCUUAAGAAAGAAAAUUUAUGAUGAACACAAGCUUAGAGGCUGGGUAUGAUCUCUCUGAUAUUGUUGGGCUUCCUUCCCUUGUCCGUGUGUAUCAACAGAAUAUGGACUUUUGUAUGGAGCUGCACAUUGUAGCUUGUGUCCACUCAGAAUUCCAUUUGUUAUUUGUUGAAUAUGAUAAGCGGCUCCUAUGUACUGGUCGUGUCUAAUUUUUGAGGUGAUUGUAUGCUAUGCGCAGUUGACAACCUUUAGCAGAGCUCUACGAGUUCAGAGGCAACAGAAAAAGAAGUGUCAAUCUCAGAUGAAAGAGUUGGCAUCCAUUUGUCAGUAAAUAAAGAAUCCUCUGGAUGGUAUGUGCUUUACAAACUCAUUGUUGGAGGCCUCAUAUUUGACAGAAAGCCAGAAGCAGUAUCUAGAGACAAGUGCUGCUUGUGGGAGGCAGAUGUCUAAGAUCACUUGAAUGUUGCUGUGGAAAACAUUGAGGAUGGUUCGCUGACCAUUGAGAAAGAAGAAUUUUUCUUGGGAGUGUAAUAGAAUGCUGUUGUUGGCCAAGGUGAUGUUAUUGCUCACUGAAUGUAUUAUCCGGAAUAUUUCAGAGGAAAUUAAGCCAUUAAUAGUCUAUGGCAACCAAGUGAAAAUCAACAGGUCCUGUCAGACUUGUUGCUGGACAUCUUACUGUAUGCACCAUCACCUGACAGUGAAUAUCCAACUUCGAUAAAGUAUAAGCAAAUAUUUGAAGAAAUAACUGUGUGGACUACUGAAUUCUGAGAAUAAUCACAUUAUCUUCUCAGAUGCCCACCAGCUGAUUAGGCUAAAUUCAUGAAAAUACAAGUAUUCAGAGGCUUCUAUAGAGCUGUGCAAAGAGAUGAAUCUGAAGGUUGUUGAUCUUUGGACUACAAUUCAGAAAAGAGAAGAUGGUUGGUUGCUUGCUUUACAUAAGUUCAGUUAACCGUCAUGGAGCGGGAGAAAGUGCACUUCAUGAACAAGCUGUUACCUUGUAAUAGAAUUUUAUUUGUUUUUCUUCAUCUUCCAAUCAGUUUGCUGCGAACGUAUCCACAGACCACAGAAACACCUCUACAUUGAUGCUAAUGUUUUAAAGAGUGAGUUAGAGCCUAGAGGAAGGUGCAAGUUGUGGUAUUUAUGGCCUCUGAAAGUGCUAUAGAUAAGACACGUGCCACCAAUGCCAUUCCCGUUUGGCACAAUCCGAGCGCUGUAGUUGAACACAGCAGCUGAAAGGAAAAUCUCAGCAGGUGGCAUUCCCAAAACGUCCUAGUAGCUGUGGUGGACUGUGCUGAAAAUGUAUGAUUUAGCUGGACUUUAUGUCGCUCCUUUACUUUGGAACGAAGGAAAUAGAACCUUCUUUGGGAGAGAAAAUAAUCUUGUGUAGAUGAAAGUCUGGUGUCUGUUCCUAGUCAAUUUGGUGCACCAAUUAGGUUCCUGCUAACAUAGGCAACAUUUGAGACCAAUGAGUUCUCUACUUUUUGUAAACCAGUUGUAUACUAAACUGGAUAUUGAAUCCCUCAACAUCAAUAAACAACCUUUUGUGGCGUUGAGGUUUGCUUUCUCCAAAUAACUUAGUUUAUAAAUUUUUAGAGCAUGAUUUGCAGUUUGAGGUAUGCAUAAUCCCAUUAAGUUAUUUUUUUUACCUCUGAGAAAGAUUAAUGUUGUUUGCUUCCCUCUGGCUUUCCUUGAUUAGUCUCUUGCUGAAAUGGGUUUUAAAGAAAACCUUUUGAUGGUGAUACUAUCAAAUUAUUCUUUCCGUGUUAUGUAGUCUUAAUCUGGAAACCGAGCUUAAGCACACCAGAUUUUCCUCCUCAUCUAAUUAAUUUAUGUUAGAUUUUCAUGAUAAGUGGUAUCUAUGAUGUGAUAUUUUCUGCAGUGUGUUUCUCAUUUAUAUAAAAGACUUCUUGGUUGUGGUCCAUGCCUGUUAGUUCACUACCAGCACCCUCUUCUUGUCAAGGGAGUUUCCUAAUUACUGCAUUCAUGUUUCACAUCAAUGAAUGCAUCAUUGUCAUAAAUAGGUUCCUGAGAAAUCUUCCCAAAAAUUGCAAAAUUGUUGUGGUUUUUUUUGUCUGACUAUCUUAAGUCCUAAAGUUGAAGAACACAAUGGCUCGAUUUCUUUCCUCCGCCUUUUAUUGCAGGAAAAGGACAUUACUUUCGUGAAGGCCUAAAAACUAUGAUUAAAGGAUGCUUUCUCACAUGGGGAAUACGAGGUAAACUCAUUGCUGCUUUUAUGUUCUUUUAUUUGUAAAAAUAAGCUUAGAUAAAAUGCAAUUUUUCCUUGUGCCAAGUAUAAAAUCAAAUUUGUUCGUCUUGUUUGCUUGUGAACAGGUCUAGAUUUUGAUCUAAAACUCACUUUUGAGAGAAUAUGUAUGUACUUGCUGUUCUAUUAACUUUUGCAUAUGGAAGGAUAAUGAGAUUAAUAUUUGUAUCAUAAAUUUCACACGCUUAGUCUUUUAUUUUGGCAUUAACUAUAUAAUAACGUUUGGAGGACGGAGAAGGUUCUUCUGGGAUUUACUAAAUUUUGAGUGACCAAAUUCUCAUUUAUCACUUUAUGUUCUUCCCAGCAGUUCAUUGGUUGCUUUGCGGUACCACUCAUCUGUUCCUUCGCUUCCCCCAACAUUCUCUUGUCUUUCUUCUACUCUCUUUUUUGUUAUUCUGCUUUCUCUCUUCUAAUAAUUGCCGUAUCUGUUGGGUUUCUUUUCUUGUCUUUACCUUAUCUGUCUUUUUAAGAUGAGCUCUUGUUUCUCUGCCUCUCUGGUUGUCUAUUUUGUAAUCCUUUUUAUAUCAAUGUAUCUGUGACUAAUUUUGUAAUGUAUAAAAUUCGAUUGUAUUUUUUCUCUAAGCUACUGGAAUACAAAUGUUAGCUCAAGUUUUACAAACCUUGGUUUUCUUUCUGAAAUUGGAUAUCUCUGCUUUCCUCAUGUUCCCUGUAUCUUCUUCCUGAGAUUUUUCCUUUUUUCUUUGUUUUACUACCCUUCUCUGGAUCAUGCAUGUUCUGAUUUAUCCAAAACCCUUGUUUCUCUGGACCAUGCAUGUUCUGAUUUGUCCAAAACUCUUGUAGCCAAUAGCUUGGCCUUGUCCUUUAGUCGGAGCGCAGAUUCUAUCUUUGUUUCCACUUGCUACAGGAGCUGUUCAUCUAAACUCUCCGGUGAAAGGAAUGUAGGAAUCUCAUGAAGAGAGAUGUGUGUCAUUUGUGUUAAGAAAGAGAAAUCAUUGGGAAGGGUUGAGUAAUUCAUCCCUUCGACUGAAGAUAUCAAUAGAAUUUUGCAAUUCAUGGAAGAUUAAUUACUAUGAAAAAAUAAGAAUGUGUUCUAGUAGUACUUUAAUUACUUCAUUAAGCAGAAGAAACAAGGGAAACACUUGUAAGAUAAUAGAUUCUGAUAUGACUUUCUUAAAUUUUAGCCUUUUAUGAAUUAUAAUAAAGUGCAGAGGUGAAUUAUUUUA